AUCAGUUUCAGUUUCCUUCAGUUAUAUCAGUUUCCCUUUCAUUUUUCUAACUUUGUCAGUGAGUUCUGCUCAGUGACUGAUGAGACAUUCAAAUACCGCCUUUCUUUUCGAGGGUGGUAGCCAGAUGAGUCAAUUCUUGUAACUGAUCCUGCACAAGGAACUUCCAUUCCUGGGGAGAUGAUCCUGGCUGCCACCAAACCAUGGAGAAUCUGUCCUGCUGCUGGGGCUGCCGCCUGUGAUGGCCCAGGGAGGAGUCGGGCUGAGAUGGAGAACAUGGCAGGUUGCCCAGAAUCCUUCACAUCCAGGUUCCUCGUCAUCCUCCUCUUUCUCCAGCUGCUCACAAUGGGUUCAGCUCAGUUUUCUGUGAUUGGACCUGCUGAGCCUGUCCUGGCCUUGGAGGGGGGAGACACUGAGAUGCCCUGUCAUCUGAACCCUAAGGAAAGCGCUGAGUUUAUGGAGGUGAGGUGGUUCCGAUCCCGGCCCUCUAAUAUCGUGCACCUGUACGAUAAUAGAGAGGAGCUGUUUAGAGAGCAGAUGGAGGAGUAUCAAGGGAGGACAGAGUUGGUGAGAGAUGCCAUGGAUUAUGGGAGUGUGGCUGUGAGACUACUCAAUGUCAGAGUUUCUGAUGAGGGAAACUAUCACUGUUCUUUCUAUGACGGCAAUACUGUUGAUAGAGCCCCUCUGGAGCUGCAGGUGGUUGCUCCCCUUUUCCCGACGGCUCUGUCCUUGAUGGUGGCCCUGGGAGUGACCCUCCCUGUGCUGGGACUGAUCAUCGCUGGGGGUCUUUAUCUCAUCUGGAAACAGAACAUGGACAUAGAGAAACUCCUGGUCAAGCUCAGGUGGAGCCGGGCCCAAUUACACCAGACCAACGUCACUCUCGAUCCCCACACGGCGCAUCCCCAACUCGUCCUGUCUGAGGAUCGGAAAAGGGUGUCACUGGGAGACACACGGCACGGUCUGCCCGCCAACCCCGAGAGAUUCAGUGAUAAUUGGUGUGUGCUGGGCCGCGAGCGCUUCACCUCCGGGAGACACUGCUGGGAGGUGGAGGUCGGGGAGAAAAGAAGUUGGUAUCUGGGGGUUUGUAGGGAAAAUAUGAGGAGAAAAGUGGGGAUCUCGGAGUCACCUGCGGGUGGACUCUGGGCCGUGAAGAGAGAUAACGGUGAAUACUGGGCGAUCACCUCUCCUCGCGUCCCUCUCCCCCUGACCACCUCCCCCAGCCGGGUGGUGGUUUACCUGGACUACGAGGCCGGAGACGUCUCCUUUUACAGUGGCACCGACGGAUCCCACAUCUACACUUUCCCCCGCGCCGCCUUCUCUGGGGCCCUCCGACCUUUCUUCUACCUUUGGUCCUAUGAUUCAGUCCCCCUGAUCAUCUGCCCUGUGCCCGAUGGGGCUGGGGGAGACCCGGUCCCUGCCCACUCUCGAGAUCUCAAUGACCCCCCCCGGGGGAGGACCAGCCUCAGCCGAUGUCCCAUUGCUCCCCCCGCCCUAGCCGGAGCCGGGAGCCCCUCCUGCCCCUUAGGGAGCCGCCCGGCCCCUGCCCUCUGACCCCUGCAGCGCUCCUUCCCCUCCCGGGGCUGCAGCUGCCUGUGUCCCCGCCUCCUCAGCUGUGGGAUGGGUGGGGAGGAAGGAGCGAAUAGGGAAAAUUGUGUGAGGAAAAAGAAGCAGGUGGCAGCUCGGAGAAGCAACCCGGUUUUAUGGGCAAAGGGCCUGAGAGUCGGAGGAUCUGCGUUCGAGUCCCAGCUCGGCCACAGUCUGUUUUGUGACCUUGGGCAAGACA
Molecule: messenger RNA, 1780 nt
Organism: Ornithorhynchus anatinus (platypus)
Lineage: Eukaryota; Metazoa; Chordata; Mammalia; Monotremata; Ornithorhynchidae
Product: butyrophilin subfamily 1 member A1-like
Exons: 7
Coding region: 178-1548 (456 amino acids)
Biological process (GO): regulation of cytokine production; T cell receptor signaling pathway
Cellular component (GO): external side of plasma membrane
Molecular function (GO): signaling receptor binding
Source: RefSeq, a predicted model, not a curated record